AUGAAGGCGGCCAGCCUCAUGCUGCUCUUCUUUGCAAUGCUCUUCCAAACUGGUCAUUAUGCCUUCACAAUUCAAGCAACUGAUGCAGAGAAUGAUCCACUGAGCUUCAGCAUCAAUGGAGAGAACAGGUUUUACUUCAGCGUAAAUCCAAACACAGGAGUUGUUCAAAUUAAGUCCCCUCUUGACAGAGAGGUCCGAAAAACUUUGAUUGUAAUUCUGCAUGAUGCCAAUGAUAAUCGGCCCAUAUUUGUUGAUGCUCCAUUCAAUAGAAAUGUCUUUGAGAAUACAGCGGUGGACACAGUUCUAUUCCAAGCAAUAGCCAGAGAUGCAGACUAUGGGCUGGCAUCACUUGUAAGCUACAAAAUUGAUGAUGUUGUGCCAAAUGAUGGUAUGAAUCUUUUUUCAAUUUCUGAGAGGACUGGGGAAGUCAAACUGAUUGGCAGAUUGAAUUACACAAGCAAAAGCACUUUUUAUCAGUUAAAGAUCAAUGCAUCGGACGGUGGGGGGCCUCUCUGGACUUCUCACAUUGUUCAGUCAAGUUCUGCUUUUGCCUUCAUCACGAUCAUUGAUGUCCCAGAUCUGGUGCCUCAGUUUUUAAACCUUCCGUAUUCAGCCAUAGUCAAUGAACAUACUGCUGUGGGCCAAUCAGUGUUCCAAGUACAAGCCAUAGAUCCUGACACAGGAGUCAAUGACAAGAUACGCUUCAGCAUUCAAGAUUCAACUGUUCCUGACCUGUUUAAAAUUGAUGAGGAGAGUGGAAACAUACACGUCAGAACUAUAUUUGACCGUGAGGAUUUACUAUAUAUGAAUGCUAUUGUUAAACUGCAAGUGCUGGCAAGUGAAACUAAACCAAAUGUUCACGGAACUAUAUCCAAUACCACAACAGAUGUGCAAAUCAACAUUGGAGACAUUAAUGACAACAAGCCCAGAUUUUACAAUUGUCAACCUGAAUGCAACUUCAGAGAGGAAGCAGGGCACUUUACAGGAAACAUCAAUGAGCAGUCUUCAGUAGGCGUGCCUGUUGGAGAUCUGAACAUUACUGCCAGAGAUUUGGACGAGGGGGUAAAUUCCAGAUUUGAGCUGCAUCUUCAAGGACCGGACAAAGAUGCAUUCUCUGUGUCACCUCCUUGGGCCAUAUCAAGCAGUCCAGUGCAAAUUCUCAUCAGAGACCCCAGUGAUGUUGACUAUGAAAAAAAGAAAACCAUGAUUGUUGAGGUUGUUGCCAUUGACUCUUCCAAGACAGCGGACUGCUGCUCCACUGCCACUGUCACCAUCCAGAUCAAAGAUCUAAAUGAUAACAACCCAGCUUUCAAGAAUGAGACCUAUUAUUUAGAAGUGGAUGAACACAGUCAAACUGGAAAAGUUGUCGCUACAAUAACAGCUACAGAUCCAGACACAGACGAUGUUGGUAAAAUCACUUACAGGCUUCUACCAGAGAGCAUACUGAAAUAUUUUGAUGUCAACCCAAAAAAUGGCAGGAUCAAAGUAAAGAGCAAUGACCUGCUGGAUCGGGAAGUUCGUGCUGUAUAUUCUGCUACUCUUCAAGCAAUAGACAGUGCUCAAAAUGUGGGAACCACUGUCCUGGAAAUCACACUUCAUGACAUUAAUGAUAAGAUACCAACUAUGGCCAGAGAUUCUUACAUUGGCUUUGUGAAAGAGGAAAGUAAUGCUGAACUGCAGCUUCAAAUACAGGCAUUUGAUGGAGAUGAACCAGGAACAGACAACAGUGAGAUUCAGUACAAGAUUGAAAAAAGUCAUUUCAGUGGAAACUUCAGCAUCAAUGCAAAAACUGGAUUGUUAAAACACAAAGGACCUCUGGACCGGGAAGCCAUUGAAGCCUCAGCCAGUGGAGUGAUUCAGCUGAAUGUGACAGCCACAGAUAUGGGUCACCCAUCUCUGUCUUCAUGGGUCAUGGUCACUAUUAAUGUUGAGGACAUCAAUGACAACCCUCCAAUGUUUAAAUCUCCCACUUAUGAAUUCUAUGUCAGUGAAAGUGAGAAAGGCAUAUUUGUGGGCUCUGUGUUUGCCCAUGACAUGGAUCAAACGGAGAUGAACAACCGUAUAUCUUUCCGCAUUGCUGAUGGCAGCUUUGGGAACUUCCUCAUAAUCGCAUACUCUGACGGGAAAGGCCAGGGCUACAUGGGAAACAUCACUGUAGACCCUGACAUUGAGCUUGACUAUGAGCAGCCCAGGACAUCAUACAACCUCAAAAUCGAGGCCACCGACCUGGGCCAGAAAAGUGAUGUUGUACUAGUGACAGUGAACAUUGUGGAUGUCAAUGAUGAGCGUCCGACAUUACCGAAUGUAAUGGUCAUGAAUGUCAGGGAGAACACAACUGGCCUUGGUGAGGUGGGGCAAAUCGUAGGAGUUGAUGUGGAUACAAAUCACUCGUUGAUCUACAAGCUGGUCACUUCCGCUUGCAGGUGCAGCGGUGUAAUGGGGCCUUGUGAAGAGGAAUGGUUCAGACUGGAAAGCACUGGAGCUGUCGUGGUAAAUGAGAACUUUGUGAUUGAUUAUGAAAUGUGUGACCAGGUGCAGAUGGAAGUCCAAUCGGUAGAUGUCUUCACGAAGAAAGGGGAGAAGCACAGCAUUCCAGAAACACUGACGAUCCAUAUUGACGACAUCAAUGACAACAAUCCUAGAUUCAUCAUCUCUGAGACGCUGUUUGUUGUGGUGACAGAAGGGACUGAAAAAGGGACUGAGAUUGCAAGAGUUGUUGCAAAAGACUUGGAUUCUGGAGAGAAUAUGGAGAUAAAGUUUGAGGUUCUUUCAGUUGAAAUUAUCUAUGCCGAUAAUCACAGGGAGGCUAUGGGGAAAAUAUUUUAUGCUGAAACCACUGCACUGACAAAUGGCUACCUUGGAACUAUCAGGUCCUUAGGCACCCUGGACAGUCAUUUAAAAGGACAGUACUUGGUAGCAGUUCAGGCAACAGACUGUGGAGAGCCAGCACUCAAAACAACCACAGAACUUGUGAUUUACACUGUUGACAAAUCAUACCGUGUUGGCCUUCGCUUUGAAUCUCGAGUUGAUGAGAUCAAUAAAAACAUAAAUUCAAUUAGAGGGGCUCUAAUUGCAGCCACCAGAGCAACAGUUCAUAUAAUAGAAAUAGUUCCAGAAAGCCAGGAACAAAGGGCCUCAGAUGUGACUUUGUUGGGAUCAUAUUUUGUAUACCCAAAUGGAAGUGCAAUAAAUUCUGAUAAUGUUGAAAGGAUUCUGCAGGAGGACCUUUAUCAUGCCAACAUCCUGCAGAAUUAUGGCCUAACAUACGUGGUAACUACUGGGCCAGAAGUAAAAGAAGUUGAUCCUGUGUUGCUGGUUUUGAUUUGCUUGGUAGCAAGUCUCUUGAUAGCACUGGCUGUCAUGAUGAUGUCACUUGUUCAUACUCAAAGGAGCUACAAGAGGAAAUUAAAGGCAGCUAAAGCAUUGAAUUCAGCUGCAAUGGUGUCAGCAGAGAAUCGCAAGCCAAGGGCUGUGGUGCCUGGAACCAACAGAUACACAAUUGAGGGUGCAAACCCUUUGCUGAAUUUGAACAUUGAAAUGACUACAGAUCUGGGCUAUGACGAUGAGGGCUCCAAUGCAGACCGAAUAAGUGUUAACUCCUUGGACUUUGAUUACGACAUGACUGAGAAGGACACCGUGCCAAUGAUGAUGAUUGAAGAGGAGGAAGAAGAGAAUGGCAGUGAAUCCCAGUACAUCAUACCUCUGGUAGUAGCCCUCGCCCAGCACGACGAGGAGAAGGGGCCUGGGGAAAAGAACAGCUUUGUGAACCAUGCCCUCAGCACUACGGACCUUUGACCUUGACCCAGCUUUAACCAUUGUUGCAAUCAGACAUCUGCAACCCAAUGUAUCCUUUAGGUGGUUAGUUUCGUAUUAGAACUAACAUUUUACAUCAAAAAAAGCUGCAUUUUACUGCUUAGUCCCAGUUGCAGUGCAGUGUAGCUUGCUGGCCUCUACGGGGCUUCUGUAAAACACACUUGGCCAGUUUAAGUGCAAUGCAGGUCAAUCAAACAAGGCUCAUAUUUAAGGUGUGGAAAGAAAAAUGCAGUGCUGGUAAAUGGCUAGGUUACACUAGGUAGUAAAUAGACCAAAUAUUUGUUGACAUGAAUUGUCAGUCUGUGAAGUAUCGCGUACUAUAGUUGAACUUUUAGGCACCACCUUAGAGGCAGGAUUGACAGUGUAGUGUGGAAACUGCCACAACCUUUGAAUCAACUGGUCUGAUUCAGUGUCAGAGAAUUAAGACACAACCACACAAUCAAGAACAACAAAUAGACACCAUGUUGCGCAUACUGCUCUCAAACCCCAUGCAAGACUUUAAGACCCACUCUGAAAUUCUUAUGCAUGGCCUGCCCCUAUACAAUCUCCCAAUUUAGGACAUGUUGCGUAAACACACAUUCUGGAAUGAGACAUAAAAGUAGACGCAACCAAUAACUGGAAAUAUUUACAUGUAAAGACAAGAGUUCAGAUGAGAAUGGCCAGACUGGUCAAAGCUGACAGGAAGGUGACAGUAACCCAAAUAACUACCCAUUACAACAUUGGUAUGCAGAAGAGCAUAUCUGAACACACAACACACCAUAACUCUAAAUGGGAUAGGCUACAGCAGCUGAAGACCAACAAGUCUAAUAAAUACCUAAUAAAGUGUUCACUGAGUGUACAUGUAAUAAUACAUGUUAAUG
Molecule: messenger RNA, 4673 nt
Organism: Conger conger (European conger)
Lineage: Eukaryota; Metazoa; Chordata; Actinopteri; Anguilliformes; Congridae
Product: cadherin-related family member 2-like
Exons: 28
Coding region: 1-3795 (1264 amino acids)
Biological process (GO): homophilic cell-cell adhesion
Cellular component (GO): plasma membrane
Molecular function (GO): calcium ion binding
Source: RefSeq, a predicted model, not a curated record